GCCAGUGGUGGCGAGGCGCGCGGGGCUGCGCGGGCCGGCGGCGGACGACUCUGCUCAGACGGAAGCCGCCUCGGGCACGGUCAGCACCAGGGUGGGAGCUGUCAGGUCACCGCCGGGCCCGCACGACACCCCGAUCAGGGAGCGCCGCUAGACGGGGCAUGAGCGCGUCCGGCUGCGUCCCGGCCUACCGCCGCUGAGAGAGAGAACGAGCACACUCCAGCGUCCAUUCUCCAGCAGCGGCAGCAGCGAUGGGCGACCACGGCCCGCAGAAGCUGGCGCUGGAGCCGCGCCCCUGCGUCACCGCCCAGCACAGCGCCAACGGCACGCCCCAGACGCCCAGCACACAGGUCAUAUCGUUGAAGCCCGAAGAGCCGGAACGAGAGACCUGGUCGGGCAAGCUGGACUUUGUUCUCUCGGUUGUGGGCUAUGCAAUCGGCCUGGGAAACGUCUGGCGGUUUCCAUAUCUUUGCUACCGAAAUGGCGGAGGUGCGUUCCUGAUUCCGUACCUGCUGACGGUGGCCACGUGCGGCGUGCCCAUGUUUCUGCUGGAGGUGUCACUCGGCCAGUACCUCUCCAUCGGCGGCCUCGGAGUGUGGAAGAUAUCACCUGCUUUCAAAGGGGUGGGCUACGGCGCCGUUCUGCAAUGCAUCUGGCUGGACAGCUACUACAUUGUGGUCAUGUCAUGGGCGCUGUUCUACUUCUUCAACUCCCUGACAGCAUCGCUUCCCUGGGGCAGCUGCGGCAACUACUGGAACAAGCCGACGUGCUCCAGUCCCUACACGAGGAAGUCACUAGACUGCUGGACGGAGCAGAUCAACAGCACCUUCAACUCCACCUACUGCAUGGUCGGCAAGAACGCCAUCCUCGAGAAGGACCUCAGCGAUCCCGUCCGAGAGUUCUGGGAGGGUCGGACCCUGAACAUCACCGACGGUAUCGAAGAGGUCGGUGAGGUGCGCUGGGAGCUGGCCGGAACGCUGGCACUGGCCUGGAUCAUCUGCUACUUCUGCAUCUGGAAGGGCGUCAAAUACACCGGCAAGGUUGUGUACUUCACGUCACUGUUCCCGUACGUGCUGAUGUUCAUCCUUCUGAUUCGAGGUGUUACCCUGCCGGGCGCCAUCGAAGGAAUCAAGUUCUACGUGAUGCCCGACAUCAAAAAGCUCAAAGAAGUAAAGGUGUGGAUCGAUGCAGCCACCCAAGUGUUCUUUUCCUACGGACUGGCCCUCGGCUCGCUAAUCGCUCUCGGCAGCUACAAUAGGUUCAAUAACAACGUCCACAGAGACGCGAUGCUGAUAUGCACAAUAAACACCUGCACAUCGAUAUUUGCCGGCUUCGUCAUCUUCUCCGUCAUCGGAUACAUGGCCACCGUCCAGGGAAAAUUAGUGGAAGAGGUGGCGAGAGGAGGGCCGGGGUUACUGUUCCUGGUGUACCCGUCGGCCAUCCUGGAGCUUCCUAUCAGCCCGAUGUGGUCGGCACUCUUCUUCCUGAUGGUGCUUAUGCUCGGUCUGGAUUCUCAGUUCUGCACAAUGGAAGGGCUGAUUACGGCCAUUGUGGACGAGUUUCCGUUUGUCCUCCGCCGUCCGGGCAGAAAGGAGGUGUUUAUCGCCGUCUACUGCUUCUUGUCGUUCCUCAUGGGGCUAUCCAUGGUGACACAGGGUGGAAUGUACGUGCUGGUAAUAUUUGAAGAUUACGCCGCCUCCGGUCUGGCUCUUCUGACUCUCAUCUUCUUCGAGUGUAUUGCCAUCGGCUGGGGCUUUGGUGUGAACCGCUACUUCGAGGCCAUCAAAGAGAUGGUCGGCUACUAUCCGUUCCUGUGGUUCAAACUCUGCUGGACCGUGCUCUGUCCUGCCGUGACUCUGGGCGUGUUUCUGUUCAACGUGGUCAACUUUACACCUGUGAAGUACGUGGAUUACGAGUACCCGUGGUGGGCCCACCUGAUCGGCAUCCUGCUCGGCCUCUCCUCCAUGCUCUGUCCGCCGCUCUACCUGCUCUACUCGUACUGCAAGGCGCAAGGCACAAUGAGAGAGCGAUUCGCCACUAUCUGUCGGCCUGAGUUAACGGAUUUCAAAAAUAAAAACGUCGGCAAGUUUGAUUCGAUGAUUUAGCCUGCUGUAGCCAAACAGCACCAGCAUCUCCUAGACAGAGGAUCUGUGUCUCCGGAAGACUGGUGUUCAAGAAAGGACAUUAUAGAGUCUGUCGAUGGAGAUGCACAUUGAGACUUUCCGGGGCUGCGUAGGUCCUUCAUGUCACCAUGUCGGCGAGGUUGGCUACCCACCGGACAAUGGGCACUACGGACUCUAGGUCUCUGACCGAGGGCUUCAUCGGACCCUCCCUGUGUGACAAACUGUCUCUUUCCCGCUGUCUUCCGACUUAUGUACACUAGACAUCGUCUUGUUGCGAGCCAGCUCACCACGUUUAGAGGAUGUUUGUAGAGGUGAUGCUAUACUGUUGGCGUGCGCACAAACGUAUACCGAUUCCUCGAAAAAUUUUGUACUUGAGAUGAGACGGUGCCAUGUCUAACCACUAGCUUUAUAAAAGUUUCGUUAACGUUCCCCAACCAUGAAGGGGAAGGCCAGUAGAAUACUUGUUGAGUAGUUUCUAAAAAGCUGUCUAAUGAGCCCAACCAGGUCAGUUUUGAACACUGAACCACUUUUUGGGUUUGCACAAAGUGGUAAGUAGUUGGUGUUGUUCUUACCCGUGACCUGUAGUUGGGCACUGGGUAGUUUGCUGGUACUGGUACAUAGAGUUGCGCUCUGCCUACAAAAAGGCGCCGUGCCACAAGAAAACGGCGGGGCAUGCGCCUUUCCUACUGGGCACGAAUUGUGAUGUAAUUCAGAUCACUGCUUGGUCUUCGAAACAAGUCUUCCAGUGAGCUAUCACUAAGCGUCUUCCAUUUUAUGACGGCUUUGGUCAAUGUUGUUGGUAUUUCUUAACUUCGAUGACUUUUCACUGUGGUUCAUUCCAAUUGUUACCCUCAUACUUAUCGCUUUUUCCACCUACGAAUGGCCAGCAUGAUGCUGGUGCCCAUUUGAAAGUGAUCAUGUGCCAAAUAGGUUGUUGCAUGCUUCCUGUUGCAAUUCAUACACGUAGGCUAGACACGUUAAAAAUAGUCCUGAGUGGCUGCUUGACGAUGAAGCGUCUAACGGGACAUAUGAGUAGUGAUAGGACGAAAAGGAUGGAUGGGAGCUGGUGCUGGACAAGAAGGCCUGACAUCUCUGGAAGAGAUAGAGACGAAGUUCUUGUUCAUAUUAAUCAUUCCUUUCCCAGUUAUGGUGUAGGUCUUGUGACAGAUUAUUGCGGAUGAUGAGUAGCAGGGAUCAUUUGAAGAGACUGGAUACUGAAUUUGGCAAUAGAAAUGUCAAUACAAAUAGGAAGUAUAGACAUUAGACAUAUUUGCGCAAACAUUAGUGCGUCGCAGUCACUAGCUUCUUAGAGCGACUUUGAAAGACGGCACCAUUUCAGGUUAUAGGUCGAAUUCAGUCCUUCAUGGUGCAGGAUAGACGAUAAGCCAAAUCCGCUGCUCCGUCGCUGUAAAUUGCCAAAAUUACAAGCGAUUUAAAAUCGUGAGACAUGCUUGUUCGAUGUGUGCGUGCGGACAGCAUAGCUACGUAGUUUUAAAGUUCAACAGGUGAACGCCUUGGCGUUUUCUAGCCGGGUAGUACCCAUAUCAUAUAUCAUAUCACGGAACAAUGAAAACGCUGCUCGAUUGAAGUUGUGAAGCAAUAGCUCGACAAAUUUGAGCUCAACAAAACCUUAGGCAUAUCAUUGUUGGUGCGAAUCUAUCGUGGCACUCUGAAUAAAGCAGCUAAAAUGCGACUUUAAUUAAUCUAUAGUUACAUUAGUUAUGUUAUCAAAACUAUUUUAUGUAUUCCCGCAGUGUUUACUGCUUUGUUUGAAGUGCCUUCCUUUGUCCAGCCGCGAAGGAAGGCUCUUCAGACAUUGUAGGAUGUCACACAUUGUUUUUGGUAUGCUUAGGGUCAUCACAAUUGAAGGCUUGUCUCAAUAUUAUUUUCAGCUUUUGUACAUUUUAGCUGAUAUGGCAUAUGCAUACAAGCUGCAAUAUUGAAGGAUUUCUUCCUCUUUUUACGAUACAUUUAUGCUUUUCUUUCUCGAAAGUGGAAUAAAACACAUGCCAAUGUAAAACCUAUCUAAUUGGUAUUCCUCGUAAAUUAUUGGUUGACUUAAACAGUCGAUUAUUUGAAGCGUAACAUUAAAAGUGGAUUUGAUUGUGGUCAUCGUGAUUACUGAGUGUGUUUGCAAUGAGAUGAUUGGGAAUGCAGGAUGAAUGCUGGUUUUGUGUUAUGCAUUUCGCAAAGCAUCGCGUCGCUAAGCUAAGUUUAUCUUGCUACAAGAGUACGUCGUGCUGGACUCGCGUUAGUUGAUGUGCUGCUUUACAAAAAUGCCCGCGGUGACCUAAUAUUUAUCCAGCCAUAAAAAUGAGGUCAUAGAGCGCAUUUUGCUACAUGAUUUCAUUUCCGAAAAAUAAUUGGGCAUGAGUUCGAACGUAGUUCAAGCUUACCUGUGAGUGCGUUAUACAUUUGAAACAUAUUUGUAAUCAUAUAUCUAUGUCCCCAAAGGUGUCAUUUUUCUUCCUUUUAAUAAUUUGUCUGUGAGAUUUAGUUAGCAUUUUCCAAGCGUCCUCAUUUCACUCAUCGACCACACAUCCAGUGUGUUUUAUCUAUUGUUACACUGUACAUAAGCGUACCGCCGUACGUGUAGAUGUUGUUGGUGUCUGAAGGACUUCUCCGGCCCUGUUCUGCCCUCUCCAUGCGCUGACCUGAGAGAACCGCUGUGCACCUGUACCCGCGCUGGCCGUUGUGUCGUUCCGUGUUAGCUGUGCGGUGACAGGUAGGCUGUCCUCCCCAGUUGUCUGUGCCGGCCGCCAAGUAGCGGCUGACGGACCGGGCAGGGCCGACCGGCGCUGUGUGGCUGGUAGUGCCUGCCGGCCGGCCACAGGCGCCUCCCGCGGCCGUCAGUCAGGGCGUUCGAGCCGGCCUCGAGCGCUGCGUCGCUCUGGGUGUGCCCCCACCGGCGGUAGCUCCCCUCGCGCGGACUGAGCAGGUCUCAGCCGCUCCCGCACCGCGCUCAGUCGGAUAGGGUUCCACUGGACCCGCCGGGCGACUAGCGUGCCACUAGGGGUGCAUGCAGUGGUUUAGUCUGGAUCUGCAUUCUUUUCUCUUCCAAUAAUACACGACAAAACUCG
Molecule: messenger RNA, 5200 nt
Organism: Amphibalanus amphitrite
Lineage: Eukaryota; Metazoa; Arthropoda; Thecostraca; Balanomorpha; Balanidae
Product: sodium- and chloride-dependent GABA transporter 1-like
Exons: 15
Coding region: 249-2102 (617 amino acids)
Biological process (GO): sodium ion transmembrane transport
Cellular component (GO): membrane
Source: RefSeq, a predicted model, not a curated record